AUGCCAAACCAUGACAGCAGCAGCACCGACGAUAAUCUUACGACAACAACAACAACAGCUGGAUCCAGCUCUUCCGUUGUCGGAGGCAGGACCUCAACUUCUAACGACAAACCAUCACCACAACCGAUUGAUAGGAAGAAGGAAAAAACACUUCUCGGAAAAGUGUUCACACAACAACAAUCAAAAUCAUCAUCCACAACUUCACAACCCUAUCACUCGUCCAUAAUGAAAAAUUUGGAUUCUUUACAAUCAUUUCGGAAAUCGACAGGAUCAUCGUCUAGUGCUGUCAUGACCAUUAAUGUGGGAGGUGUUUUAUAUACCACUUUCAAAGAUACCUUGUCUAGAAAAAUCAAUGGAAAGGACCAUCUAUUGUCAGUCAUGUUUUCCAAUGAAGAUCAUUUUGAAUUUUCACGUGAUGAUCAGGGUCAUAUUUUCAUUGAUAGAAAUGGCAAAUUAUUUUCUUAUAUUUUAGAUUAUUUACGAUGUGGAGGAGAUGUCAGACAAUUUGCCUUACCACUUCAUAAUGCAUGUUUAAUGGAACAAUUAGAAAUUGAAUUUGAAUUUUUUAAUUUGUAUGAUUUGUGUCUCUUACUCAAAGGUAGAAGAAAAACAUUUAAAAUUGAAAAGAAAAAGUAUACCAAAAUCAAAACUAAGAGUGGAAGUGAAUUAAUUUCAGCAGAUACGUCUGCUCAAUCCAACUCCACGGCAGUCAAAUCACUUGAAAUUAUUUCUAACACAAAUCAACAAGAAAUUGGUGUCACCAUCGGAAAUGAAGAUGAAGACACCAAUGAUGACACUUCCAGUAUCUUACUGGAGGAAAAUGACGAAUCGGACGAUGAAUUAUUAUUAUUCGAAAGGAAGUUAGAGGAUGAUUUAUUUGUGGUCGAUCACGAUUCAGAUUCUAGUCAAGAUGAUUUUGAUGAAGAUGUUAUAUUUAUUGAACCACCAACUCCAGAUGCUGUUUUAACACCUUCAUCAGAACCAGCGACCAUCGCCGACGAUGAGGAUUCUGUCUCCACUUUCGAUGCAGCCAUCAAGAGUGUGAAUGAUGAAACGAAUUUAGUGAUACGACAUCAAUCACAACAGGCAACAUCACCUUCCUUGCACAAUCACAUUUCACAACAACAUCAUGAGAAACACAAAUUGAAUCUUCUCUCCAAAAAACAAAAGUCUUCUCUUUUCUCUUCUUUCCAUAAUAUCAAGCACAAAAUUUGUAAUGAAAAAGGAGAACCAGUCAUUGGCUAUUCAGAAGAUGCUAGUAUUUGUUAUAUUUAUCCUAAUCUCUCGAGAUAUUACUAUCCAAUUAUUUGUAAGCAACCCAUUCAGCUCAGAGGUGUGGAUCGAAGGUUAUCCAAAUGUUACAAUUACUAUGAAAUAACUAUUAAUAGUGACUUUGAAGAAAAGAUUGAUUAUGUGAAUUAUAAUAUUCCUGGAAUAGUCGUAGCAGUGAUGAGUAACAAAAAUAUCAAGGUAUUGAAACAGCAUCACAAAAAAGAUUUACCAAUUGAUUUAAAGAAGGAAACAGUGACAAGUUUUAAUUUGAAAAAUGGAAGCUAUUACAGUAAUGAAGAAGGAAAGCAUGUAAUUGCCAUUCGAAGAUUUUUAUGUGGAGAUCGAGUGGGUGUUCACUUUGACGCAUGGUCCAGAGUCAUUACAUUAUUUUACAAUGGAGCCAUUCUCUUUACGACUCAGUGCCAUCUUGAUCAAAUCACAUCCUCCACGAGAUUAUAUUUUGUGGUUCUUGUUAAAUCCAUGUAUGGAGUUGUUCCUUCAUAUAUUACAUUAUUUAGCAAUGCUCAACAUCCUUUCAAGUAUUUGAAUGAGAAUUCGAGUGAUGAAAAUAAGAAACUUCAAACAUCUCUCAAACUCAUUUCCAAACGAUUAGGUGAAGUUCUCACAUUGAAUAAUGACAACGAAGGACAAGGUCAUACUGUAUUAGCUUCUCAUCAUGGAAAGUCAUCCAAUAAGAGAUGA
Naegleria fowleri is the source of this 1974-nucleotide messenger RNA. RefSeq lists its product as uncharacterized. The record is from RefSeq and is a predicted model, not a curated record. NCBI's taxonomy places the organism in Eukaryota, Heterolobosea, Eutetramitea, Acrasida, Naegleriidae. The transcript has 3 exons. The coding region runs from base 1 to 1974 and encodes 657 amino acids. Gene Ontology annotation, biological process: protein homooligomerization.